This is a messenger RNA of Coccinella septempunctata (seven-spotted ladybird), 2475 nucleotides long. RefSeq names its product integrin beta-nu-like. Bases 151 to 2472 code for a protein of 773 amino acids. The transcript has 9 exons. Gene Ontology annotation, biological process: cell-matrix adhesion; integrin-mediated signaling pathway; cell adhesion mediated by integrin. The record is from RefSeq and is a predicted model, not a curated record. Gene Ontology annotation, cellular component: cell surface; integrin complex; focal adhesion. NCBI's taxonomy places the organism in Eukaryota, Metazoa, Arthropoda, Insecta, Coleoptera, Coccinellidae. Gene Ontology annotation, molecular function: integrin binding.
UGAAUGUCCCAGAGGUAGGCAGAAGUUUGUUUUCCUGCAUUGCCCUCAAACAUCAAGUUAUCUUUAUCGGUAUUAUAACUCUUUAAGUAAAUAUUAGGGGAUAAAUAUCGUUGAUAAUCUAAGGAACUUUAUCAGUUUACCUUAACGCAUAUGGAAAUGAAGUUCGUUAAAAGCGGUUCUUUGAAAUAUCAAAUUCAAAUUUUAGGGUACGCGAUUUUUUUAAUUUACGCGUGUUGUGGGAACGAAUGUGAUGAGUGCAUUCAGUUGGGUCCAGAGAUGAAUUUCUGUUUUCACAGUGACUUUAAAGGUUCGAGGUGUGAAAGACUUGAGAAUCUAAGAGACUGCCCAUCAGAGUAUAUCGAAAAGAACAGUCAUUCUCUUGUGACCAUUCUCAAAGAUGAGGGAUUCAGAAAUUUCGAAAUUUUCGAGAAAAGAAAGAAUUACAUACAGCUGAAGCCUCAAAAGUUAAAGCUAGAUUUACGAAGAGGAGAUGCUGUGAACUUCACAUUUUCCUAUAAACCCGCAGAAAAUUACCCUCUUGAAGUAUACUAUCUCAUGGACCUCACGUUUUCGAUGAAAAAUGACUUGGAAACUCUGAUAAAUUUAGGGGGAGAACUAGGAUAUUCCCUCAAAAACAUCAGCGAACACUUCAAAAUAGCAUUCGGCUCCUAUGUCGACAAACUUCGAAUGCCUUUUUCUUUCACAAACCCUGACAACAUCGAAAAUCCAUGCAAUCACACAUCGGAAAGAAUUUGCGCCAAGAGUUACCUCUUGAAGCACAUCCAGAACUUCACCAAUGACGUUGAACUUUUCGCUAGAGAGGUUAGGAAGAAAAGCAACACCAGUGCCAAUCUAGACGACCUGGAGGGGGGUAUGGAGGCUCUGAUGCAAGUUUUGGUGUGUGGAAAUCGAGUUGGUUGGUCGGACGUUUCGCGAAAACUGGUAAUCAUCAGUACAGGAAGUUACAUGCAUCUGGCUGGCGAUGGAAUACUAUCGGGAACAGUGAUGAAGAAUCCUGGAAAGUGUUUGGUGGAUUUUGAUGGGAAUUAUCCUGCUGAUAAUCCUUACGACUAUCCUUCUCUUGGAGAGAUACAUGGGCAGCUUAAAAAGCAGAAAGUAAACGUCAUAUUUGCAGUGAAAGAAAAGGUUCUUUCAUAUUAUCGGCAAAUGGGACAGGUUUUGAAAGAUUUUUCUUUUGUCGGAAUAUUGGACAAAGAUUCCAAGAACAUCAUCCAACUGACGAAGGAUGGAUACAUGGACUUUUUCAAAAAGGCGAAAUUUUAUGUGGAUACGAAUCACACUGCAGAUUUGGACAUUGAGUUUUACGCCAACUGUGAUGGUUCGGGUUUUUUUAAAACCGCCGAAUGUUCUAAUGUUGUCUUGGAUCAAGUCAUUGAUUUUAUUGUUGAGAUUAAAUUGAAAAAAGUACCGGAGAAUGUGAAGAGGGAAAAAUUAUUCAUAGUGGAGAAAAAUAUUCAGGAGAAAAUAGAAGUCGAUCUAGAAUAUUACGGAUUCUGUGAAUGUGAUUCAAUUUCAUCACAAACAGAGGGAGAAUCAUGUGUUAAUGGAAUUCUGAGGUGCGGAAAAUGCAACUGUAAUUACGGCUGGACUGGCGAUUCAUGCAACGAAACCUGCAGUUAUAGCCUGGAUCCAUGCAGGAAAGAGGUUGAUGGCAUCAAAGAAACUUCUUGUAGUCGAAGGGGAGACUGUGAAUGCGGAAAAUGCAUAUGUGAUUUUCCUUACCAAGGAAAGUAUUGCGAAUACAAAUGCCCGAUAUACAGGGGGAAAAUCUGCUCCGGUCACGGCAACUGUCAAAAUGGCGAAUCUUGCAGCUGCGACAAGGGAUACACCGGAAGAGAUUGCUCCUGUGAAGACUCCAUCAGAAGCUGCAUGGUACUCGGAAAAAUCUGUAACGAGCGUGGGAGGUGCGAGUGCAACAAAUGCAUCUGCAAUGAAAAUUACAAGGGGAAAAAAUGCGAGUAUUAUGUUGGCAAAACUGGAGGAUCGGGAUACUGCUCAGAGUUUAUAAACCAGACGAUGAAUUUCGUGGAAAAUGGUACAACAGAGCUGUUUUACGGAAACAUUUCGAUAAAACCUAUAAGCGUAUCCAAAGAAUUCAAGCUAGGUGGGGAAGGUAUUUGUUUCGCCCGAUUGAACACCAAAACCCACUAUUGCGAAAUCAACUACAGCUAUAACCUAGAACGGCAACCGAUUGUUUUAAGGAUACAGCCGUAUUGCUACAAACAGGUGAACGCAGCAGUGGUAGCACCCGUCAUUGUUUUUGGCGUAUUCGCUUUUGGACUCCUGGCUGUUUUGAUUUGGAAAUAUGUCACUUCUAGGAAGGAUAGAUUAGAGUAUGAGAGGUUUCAGAAAGAGGUGGACCAUCAACAGAGAAGUAGGACCGAGAAUCCACUUUAUACAAGUCCUAUAACUAGUUAUAGGGUACCCAGUAAUAAGAAUAAAAUUUUAUGAGUA